AUGAUUUUUAAUUUCUUUGACGGACCUUUAGUGAGGCAGUAUGCUGUUGUGAUUUUAGUGAAUUUAAACUUGUUCGCGUGCGGCCUUGGCCUAGCUUGGCCAUCUCCAGUCCUAGUAAAGCUAAGAGAUGAAGAUGAUUUGGUGCUACAUCGACCCGUCACGGAGGAUGAAGGCUCCUGGAUCGUCUCCAUAGGAUCCCUCGUUGGAGCAUUCAGUAAUUUCAUACCAGCUCUUCUUCUCGACCGCAUUGGAAGGAAGUACUGCAUCAUUAUGGGAGUAGUUCCGAAGAUCGCGGGAGCUCUAUUCUUGGGCUCGGCUACUGAUGUGUGGAUGCUGUUAUUGGGUAGGGCACUCAACGGAGUAUCAGACGCUUUCGUAUUCACUGUGGUGCCAAUGUACGCCUCGGAAGUCGCAAGCAAUGCAGUCCGUGGUUCCUUGGGCACGAUACUCCAGAUCAUGUGCUCCUUUGGCAUAGUGAUAAUGCUGAGCGUCGGUCCUUUCGUAUCCUACUCGACUGUGAGCAUACUGUUCACGGUCACAGUUGUAGUCUGCGCCGUGCCUCUGAUAUUUCUGCCGGACAGCCCGUAUUCCUUGUACUCGAAAGGACGAUCAGAGGAGGCACUAAGAGUCCUCACAUUUUUCCGUGGCUCCGAAUCAGCAGCGAACUUGGAACUAAAGGAAUACGCCUUGGAGACGAAAACCGACGACGUCUACAAACUUCAGCUCUUCAUGAACAGAAUGUUUCUCAAAACUAUAGUCAUCGUCGCCAUUUUCCUCAUAGGCGUCCAGUUCAUUGGUUUCAACGCUGUUACCUUCUACUUACAAACAGUACUGGAGUCUACUCAAACCAGCAUUCGACCGGAGAUUGCGUCAGUCAUCAUAGGAUGUAUACAGCUAGCUGCUAGCUUCGUCACGACAUUGAUAACGGACAAGUUUGGAAGAAAACCGAUUUUGUCCGUCACAUUGAUCGGACAAAUGCUGGGGAUGGUCGGUCUUGGCAGUUUCUUCUACGUCACAAUGGGUGCUACAUCCGUCACUGGCUUCAUGAACUUCUUGCCUCUGAUAUCCCUCAUUUUGAUCGUCUUUUGCUUCAGCGCAGGCCCCGGCUCGCUGAACUGGGCUUUGUCAGCCGAACUGUUCGACAACGCUGGAAGAGCUUUCGGUGUAUCCAUAUGCACGACGAUAUCCAUGGUAUCACUGUUCCUGACCACCAGAUAUUUCGCCCCACUCAUGGUGGCCAUAGGACCGGCGGCCACUUACUGGGCGUUUGCUGUCAACUGUCUACUACUCUGCUUGUUUAUAGUACUUAUGAUCCCUGAGACGAAAGGGAGAUCUUUCGCGGAGAUACAAGAGGCUAUGGGAGCGAAGAGGAAGACGGACGAAGAAUCUAGUGUUAAGUGA
Chilo suppressalis (striped riceborer) is the source of this 1401-nucleotide messenger RNA. NCBI's taxonomy places the organism in Eukaryota, Metazoa, Arthropoda, Insecta, Lepidoptera, Crambidae. The record is from the annotation of a GenBank genome assembly.